Messenger RNA from Alligator sinensis (Chinese alligator), 4381 nucleotides. RefSeq names its product cadherin 13 (gene CDH13). Bases 96 to 950 code for a protein of 284 amino acids. The transcript has 7 exons. Gene Ontology annotation, biological process: calcium-dependent cell-cell adhesion; cell morphogenesis; multicellular organism development. Gene Ontology annotation, molecular function: cadherin binding; calcium ion binding. Lineage: Eukaryota; Metazoa; Chordata; Crocodylia; Alligatoridae. Gene Ontology annotation, cellular component: catenin complex; adherens junction; plasma membrane. The record is from RefSeq and is a predicted model, not a curated record.
GAGUCUCUUCUCAAAGGCUGUUUCACAGUGAAAAUAUGCUCAGUGCAGCCGAGUGCAUGAAUGAAAAAGCCUCCGGUACCUUCUAGUCUGGCAAAAUGCAGCACAAAACUCAACUUACUCUGUCCUUUCUACUGUCCCAGGUUCUGCUGCUUACGUUUGCAGAAGAUUUAGAAUGUGUCCCUGGAUUCCAGCAAAAGGUUUUUCAUAUUGAACAGCCAUCUGAAUUCACAGAGGAUCAACCAAUUCUGAACUUGGCGUUUGAUGACUGCAAGGGAAAUGACAAAUUGAACUUCGAAGUUUCUAACCCAGACUUCAAGGUGGAACCUGAUGGGUCUUUAGUGGCUCGGAAAAAUGUAACAGAAGCUGGUCGAGCAUUGUUCAUCCACGCACGGUCUUCUCAGACUGAAGAUAUGGCAGAAAUUGUGAUUCUUGGAGGGAAGGAGAAGCACGGCUCUUUAAAGGAAAUCUUUAAAAUUGAAGGCAACCUUGGAAUUCUAAGGCAAAAGAGAGCUAUUUUGCUGUCUCCAAUAUUAAUUCCAGAAAAUCAGAGGCCACCAUUCCCCAGGGUUGUUGGCAAGGUUAUCAACAGUGAUAGACCGGAGGGAUCAAAGUUUCGAAUCUCUGGGAAGGGAGUUGAUCAAGACCCAAAAGGAGCUUUCAAAAUUAAUGAGAACACUGGGGAAGUCUCAGUGACACGGGGCCUUGAUAGAGAAGCAAUUGCCAAUUACGAACUGCAAGUUGAGAUCAUUGAUGCAACCGGCAAAAGUAUCGAAACCCCUGUCCCUCUGGAUAUCAUAAUCAUCGAUCAGAAUGACAACAGGCCCAUCUUCAGGGAAGGACCGUACAUUGGACAUGUCAUGGAAGGAUCACCUACAGAUCCAGCACACUCUGUGUUUGUUUUGCAGAGGAGUCCUUCUGGAUGUUGGAAUACAUUUGUUAAUCUAAUGUAGACGUGGGGCACCUGAGGUUGUCUCUGAAUGCAGCAGAGUUGUUUCUCCUUCCCAAUUUGCUGAUGCAGCGCUAUCUGCUGGCUUUCGAAUUCAAGGGAGUAGUACGCGGUUUCCAAAGAACGCCAUGAUUUAUCCAGUCCUGCUAUGGUGUUGCAUAAAAAUUAUACUUAAAAAAAAUGACAUGCCUGUCUUUAUCAGUACUUUAUAUAUCAUUUUCUUUUCAGUGGGCAAGCCUUUGUGCUGUCAUUUUCCUUUUCCUCUUAUUUAACUUUUGGGGGUAGGUUAGCCAGUGAAGGGAAUGGAAAUUGAAAUCUCUAACUAAACAUAUAUGACAGAUCCCCCACUUCACUUGCAAAUGGCCAUCGUUUUUUUUUUUAAAUAUGCUGCACAGCUUGUAGUUAAUAGAAGCUCAAAAAGAUAAUGAGUUCUCUAUUGCAGAACAGAUGUAUACCGCUCCUUUUAUCAUACGGAAUAGAUUUGCAGGAGAACAAAUUGCAGUAAGCUUUGAAAAUUUGCAGCUAUCCUGUCAUCGCCUUGCUGUCUGUUAUUACAUGAAAAAGGGCACUGUGGUAACUGAAAAGUCAGUUAGAAAGCAAUUAAGUAAAAGUUAAGAAGAUAUCAACUUAAACGUACGAAGGAAAAAGACUAUUUUGGUUGUAGUGUUUGUAAAAAAAAAAAAAAAAAAGUGAGAAGAAUUGAGAAAAAUGCAAGCAAACUACAGAAAGUGAUGUCACUAUAUGUGGCUGGCAGUACCCGUAGGAACAUGUUAAAAGAAGGCUAAUUCAGAGAAUUAGACAGGCACCAAGUGUUAUAUCUGUUGUCUCAUUGUAGGAGAGGAAAUGUACUAAAACCUGGUAAUCUCAAUUUGCAGCCAUUCUUUCAAACCAGAGUUGAGGUGUUUCCAUCCUGCGAGAUCGCUACAUGCGGUUCAGAGGUGGCAUCUGGAGUCAGAUCCAGAUCUGAAACUUUUCUGAAGUUUGGGAGGUUAGGAAUAUGCUGUUUUGAUUAAGGUUUCCAGUUUGAACCCACCUCUGCUACUAACAAGAGACAGUGGGGCUAAUCAUAGAGUCGUAGAAACUUAGGGUUGGAAGGGACCUCGGGAGGUCAUACAGUCCAAGCCGCUGCUCAAUGUCACACUCAAGGUUUAAGUGAUGGAUCUCCUCUGACUUGUGCCAUUUAAUAGAAAGAAACAAAGAAUUUGCACCUGUUCCAUGUCAUGAACUAGGCUGGCUGGAGAACCCUCGAGGAAUUCUUAAAAACACACUACAGGUUUCCCUUGCUUUAUGUUGUCCUGGAAAACGGCGCAUAAAUCAAAUUCGCAUAAAGGGAACCCACUUUACAAUGUAACCAAUAGAGGUACGUUCCAAGACAUUGACUGUACCGACGCAUUUCUACCACUUUUACAAGACAAUUCGGGUACUCACCAACAGCAGACAGUACACACAAGCACAGGGCACUAUCAUAAUGGGGAUGGCAACUACAGAAACACGUGUCACAGACAACGAGUAAGGAGUACAGAUCCACACAGGAGACUGUUUUUUGGUGCUUGUCACUCCCACAGUGCACCACAUAAAGCAGCUGACCGCGGGUUUCCACCACACCAAUCGCGUAAGAGUGAAUUUACCUUGUAUAUAACAAAUUUGUGGUAUAAAAAGGGUCAUGGCAUAAGAGCAAAGUCGCACAUGCAGAACCCACAUAAAGGGAGAGAAACCUGUACUCGGCCCUAUUGAGCGCAUCUACAUGUGGUGCUACAUUGCCGUAGCAAUGCAGUAUGGUGACAUAGCAUCUACGGGUGUCUACACGUGACCAGCAGCUACUUCACUCUAGCGGCGCAUUUGCCCAUUAUAGGCGAAGUAGCUGCUAACAAUAACCAUGCGCCACACGUACGGUGCAGUACAGGCAGUUACUGCACUGUGCUUUAGUACUUCCAAAAGGAAGUACUAAAGUACGGUGCAGUAACAACACUGCUGUAGGGCAACGUAUAAACAUGCCCAUUAUCACCGAAAGUGGGGGGAAAGUUAAAAACACCAAACCGUAUCUAGCUCUCCCCCCCCCCCUUUUUUUUUUGAUUGCUAGAUUUUGUUUCAAAUUGCCCAAAACUGUCCAGAGGUCACAAAGGACAUCUGCAACAGAGCCAGAAGCAGAGCUUCAGCAGUGACUUAUGCUGACCAAUUCAACCACUAGACAUUUCCUCUCUUUUAUGGCCAAGACAUCCAUUUAUUUUCUAGUUCUCCAUAUCUUAGUAGCCUGAUUACUGUUUCCAAAACUGUAGUGCCUCUAUUUAUGUAAUCUAAAUGACAGCUGAUUUGCAGAAGACUCCUCUAUUCCAUGGUUGCACAGCUACAGAAAACUAACAGUUGCAUUUCUAUAGAGACAGCGUAGCACAGAGGUUGCAUGUAAAGCAUGAAAGCUGGGGAGGGAAAGUAUUUUUCCUGUGUCUGGCCAGGUGUUUCGUUGUACAUAAUGGAGGGCAUGUGCUAUAAUAUGGACCUUCCUAUCGCUAAUCUAAAGAUGUAGUUUGCAGACCCUUCCUUGCCUACCCUGAUGUUUGCUGAUUUCCCACAUUGUUGACUCUCUUCCCUUUUUUGGACACAACCACUUUUGGCUCAGCCAACAAGUAGGAUUUUCCAUGAAUACCGUUCUCCCUUCCUACAACAUGCGCACAAGUAACCAUGUAUUAUCUGUGGUCUACAUAAGAGAAUUCCCCACAUCGCUUGCUGUUGGGCAGAAGGCUGGCCAUAAUCUUGCUUAUAGACUAGAACAGGGCUCAUGCCAGGUUACUCCAAUGAUUUGUGUGUCCCUACUUAUGACUGGGGCUGGGCUUGAAGGUAGUUUGAAAGCAAUAUAUCUGAUAAAGUGCCCUUAUCUCACAAUAAAUCAUCAUGCAGCUCUGCUAUGGGUGGAUUGUUCAGUACCUUUCCUUCCUAAGCUGUGUAAAUCAAAAUAAAAACACAGCUGCUAGGUCCAGUGCUUUGGUGUGCAGAGCAGGGAGUUUGGGUUCUAAAUUAGUUGUUAAUUUGGAGUCGAAAAGAAAUCCAGAAGCAGUCGGGUAUAACUAUUUCUUGAUUACUUAAUGUUUUGGCAUGAAAUUGGGGAUAGGGCAGAAUUAGACUAGGAAAAUGAAGACAAAUCAAGACAUCAUACAGACCAAUGAGAAAUACCUGUAAAGACAAGCUUAUGUCACAGCCCUUCAAAUUCAAGGCUGACUCUUCCCAGGUAUAUUUUUGUUUUAAUGGCAGCAUUGAUACCUAUCACAUUCAAAUCAUUUCGGAGUAUGUUUUAUUUUUAAUCUUACAAUGGUAAUUUUCCACGGUCUGUUAGGAGGCAUGGUUUGAAAUGGUGAAAUUACUGCUGAAGUAUUUCAAUUUUACUGUAACAACAUUCUUCCCAAGUUGUGCAUUUAAUGUACCUUCAAUGAGUGUGGUCAAACA